AUGCAUAUCUCUAAAAAACUCGCGCUGGCCCACCAGCAGAACAAGCCGACCUUCUCCUUCGAGUUCUUCCCUCCCAAGACCGCGCAGGGCGUUCAGAAUCUGUACGACCGCAUGGACCGCAUGCAUAAUUUGGGGCCGGCUUUCAUUGACAUCACCUGGGGCGCAGGCGGAAGGCAUUCCCAAUUGACCUGUGAGAUGGUCAAUGCUACUCAAAAUUACUAUGGAUUGGAAACCUGCAUGCAUUUGACCUGCACGGACAUGGAACGACAUCAAGUUGACGAGGCUCUUCGUCGUGCAUACAAAGCUGGCUGCACAAAUAUCCUGGCACUCCGUGGAGAUCCGCCCAGAGACCAGGAAAAGUGGGAAGCAAAAGAAGGUGGUUUCAGGUAUGCAAAGGAUCUGGUCAAAUACAUCAAAGCAAGAUACAGUGACCAUUUCGAUAUCGGCGUCGCUGGCUACCCCGAGGGUUGCGACGACCAGCGGGACGUGGACCUGCUGAUCGACCAUCUCAAGGAGAAGGUCGAUGCCGGAGCUAGUUUUGUCAUCACACAAAUGUUCUACGAUGUCGACAUCUUUCUUAACUGGGUAAAGAAAUGCCGAGAACGAGGAAUCAAUGUUCCGAUACUUCCUGGAAUCAUGCCCAUCCAAACCUACGCCGCGUUUGUGAGACGAGCUAAUUGGACGAAAUGUCAUGUCCCUCCUGAGUGGUUCGAUGCCUUGGAGCCGGUCAAAAACGACGAUGCUGCUGUCAGGGCAAUCGGAAAAGAUCUGGUCGCUGACAUGUGCCGGAAAAUCCUGGACGCAGGAAUCCUACACCUCCACUUUUACACAAUGAAUCUGGCCCAAGCUACGCGGAUGGUUCUGGAGGACUUGUCCUUGACGCCGGAAACUUCCGGAUUGCGCCUUGAGAAACCACUGCCCUGGCGACAGUCUCUAGGGUUCAACCGCCGGGAUGAGACGGUCAGGCCAAUUUUCUGGAGAAAUCGCAACGCAUCUUACAUCAGCCGGACAGCGGACUGGGAUGAGUUCCCUAACGGUCGUUGGGGCGAUAGCAGAUCUCCUGCGUUCGGAGAACUGGAUGCUUACGGCACCGGGUUGAAGGGCACAAACGAAGCCAACAUCAAGUUAUGGGGCAAACCAAGAUCACUUCGCGACGUUACAACUCUAUUUGUACGUUUCUUGCAGGGCACCUUGGAUCGACUACCAUGGAGCGAAGGUGCCAUCUCUGCCGAAGCCGACAGCAUCAAGGAUGACCUGGUGAAGUUAAACAAGCACGGAUUUUUGACCAUCAAUUCCCAGCCGGCAGUGGAUGGUGCGUCUUCCACCCACCCGGUUUAUGGAUGGGGUCCUGCUGGCGGCUGGGUGUACCAGAAAUCAUACCUGGAAUUGCUUGUCUUCCCUUCCAUGUUCAAGACGGUCAUGGAACGACUCAAUACCAACAAAAAUCUCACAUAUUACGCAGUGAAUCGAAAAGGUGAACUGUACACAAACACCAAAGAUGAAGGUCCAAACGCCGUCACUUGGGGCAUCUUUCCAAACCGGGAGAUUGUGCAGCCAACCAUCGUGGAAACUGUGUCCUUUCUAGCAUGGAAAGACGAAGCUUUCCGUCUUGGGCAAGACUGGGCGAAGUGCUAUCCCGCCGGAUCUGGGAGCAGAAAGUUGAUCGAGAAGAUCAUGGAUGAAUGUUACCUUGUCAAUAUUGUCAACAAUGACUUCCAUCAAAAUCACGAGAUCUUCGAACUGUUUGAGGGUCUGGAGGCCCAGGAUCUUGAUGCGGUCGUCGAAGAUACUGUCGCUGACCAUCCCGGAAAUGGAACUAGAGAUGUGUCGAAUGGUGAUGCAUCCGUCACUGGCGCUGAGAAAAGUGUUACAAAUGGAGAGCAAAACAAAGUCCCCUCCAAAGCCAGCGGAGAGGCUCUUACCAACUGA
Messenger RNA from Cladophialophora psammophila CBS 110553, 1929 nucleotides. Its product is annotated as methylenetetrahydrofolate reductase (NADPH). Gene Ontology annotation, biological process: tetrahydrofolate interconversion. The transcript has a single exon. The record is from RefSeq and is a predicted model, not a curated record. The coding region runs from base 1 to 1929 and encodes 642 amino acids. Gene Ontology annotation, molecular function: FAD binding; methylenetetrahydrofolate reductase [NAD(P)H] activity. NCBI's taxonomy places the organism in Eukaryota, Fungi, Ascomycota, Eurotiomycetes, Chaetothyriales, Herpotrichiellaceae. Gene Ontology annotation, cellular component: cytosol.